AUGGAGUUCUCACGAACAGAGUAUCCAACUCUCCUGGCCUCAUUGCAACCGGAGCAAGCCAUAACGCUGCUCAACGAUCGCGUCUCUAUCAUCUCAAAGAUCAACAACGAUAUCGCCGACUGGCUCCAGGAACGUCGAAAAGUCGAAGAAGCAUAUGUCGCGGGACUGCGGAAGCUUGCGCGCAGGCCACAACAAGAUGGGGCCGCAGCCCUUGGUAUUUUCCAGACGCCAUGGCAGCGCAUCGUUUCCGGCACGGAGAACCUGGCCGCCUCGCACGAAACACUCGCGGCCAAGAUUGAAAGCGACGUCGAGAAACCGUUGAGGAGUUUUGGCUCCCGAAACAAAGAAAUGCAGGCGCUUGUGUCAACCCAGGGCAAUCUGAACGCCAUCGCCAAAGAGCUGAUUCAUGCCCAGAAAAGGGCUGCAAAAGGUGGCAGGAGAACUGAUACCGCAAGCUCUGCAGUGGAGGACGCAUCGCGUCAGUGGGAGUCACAGGCGCCCUACGUUUUUGAGCAGCUUCAAGCAUUGGAUGAGACGAGAAUCAACCACUUGAGAGACGUCCUUACACAGUUUCAGACCCACGAAGUGGACGCUAUUGAAAAGAACAGACUGAGUGCGGAGUCCUGUCUGAACGCACUCCUCAACCUCGAAACUGCAGAUGAGAUCAAGGCCUUCGCCACAAGGAACGACCGGGAGAGCAGCAGUACUAUGAGAAGACGCAGCUCUGCGGCAACCAGUGCAAGACCUCCCAGCUCUCAGAUCCGUUCUCCACCAACACCACCUCCGCCGCGACAUGCAGACGACAGACAUAGCCAGCGUUCCAACUCUUCUAACCAUUCUAUAGUUCCUGAUACAACUCCACACAAAGAGAAGCACAGGCUGGGUGGUCUCAAACGUCUCGGUACAGUCAUGGGCCGAAGAAAGAGUGUGGUGCCUCCAAUCCCUCCGCAAUCAACAGAGGAAAAGAGGAGGACAAGGUCCUUCGCCCCGUUUAGACGGGGGAAUUCCUCUCGGAGUUUCCAGGACUUGGAAGAGACAGGAGAAGACCUGGCUCCAAGUAUAUCCCGGGGUGAGCGACCGGCAUCAUCAAUUUCGCACGACAGGCGGGGCGACCUACCUAUCAGACACGAGCUGCCAAUCCACGCUGAGCCGGAAUCGCUGAUUCCCACUCCUAACGGUGUAGAACCGUCUCAAGCUCAUCUGGAAUCGAAUGCGGAGGUUCCUCCUAGUCAACCAGCACUGCUCGACGCAGGGGGCUCGCCAUGGACCCAAGUUCCCCCAUCUCAGUCCUCUUCGGUACAACAACCUUCCUCGCCAACUCCAAGAUCUCCAAUCCAGACACAGCCAGAUUCGUCUGUCCCGCAUAUUGCUGUGGAUGAUUCGGCACGCAAUUUCAAGAUUCGGGACGAGCCAAUACAAGAAGACGAAAGCGAGGCUCAACUCGCCAUGAAUAACAUGGCCAACCAGCUCAGAACCCAAGCGCAGAAUUCAGGUCUCAAUCGGGUCCAAGGCAGCGUGAGGGGCCGACGAGAUGUUCGAAACACCAUAUAUGUGCCCAGUCACACCGACACUUUUGGAACUCCGUCUUCUGCUCCACGCGCCGGCCCACCUGUUUCCAUCCCGCCGGGCCCCGGUUCGCCCGACAAUGUCCUUGCUUCCCCCAUACAACGGGCACCUGCCCCUGCUAUACUUCAUGAGGAGCAUGGCGUAGGCUCCGACACGACUUCCAUCCAUUCUUCGCAAAGUCUUGUUGGUCCAAGUCAACAUGUUGACGUUCAUGAACCGGGUCUCAACGCCUCGGUGGUUGAAACUGUCCAUUCAUGGUUCACCGAAGCAGGCAUCAGCAAGUCUUUUGUGCUUGGCGAAGUGGCUUUUGCCUACAACGCUUCCGUCUCUUCUGACACUGAACACGAAAUCGUCAGAUUACAGCACUUCGAGCGGCUGGACAAGAUUGCUGCGAAUCCGAUCUUCCUGACACAUAUCAAGCCCCCUGGUGAAUCAUUAGCAGAGGAACAAGCCGGUUCAUACACUAUAUCGACGCAUCCGAUUCGGAGACCGACCCCAAUGAUUGGCCUCAAAUACCAGCUGCACCUUGAAGAGAGCAAUCUUGCACAAUACAGCCCGAUCUUAAUCACUCCAGCCUGGCAGGUUGUUGAAGGGCAGGCCAGUGCCAUUGUCUUGUACAGUCUCAAUCCUGUUUUCGGAGGCGACUCGUUGACCCUCAAGAAUGUGAUUAUCACUGUCAAUCUAAAUACCUCGGGCGAAGGGACCGGCAAAGCAGCUUCGGCCAUGAUGGCGCCAACGCAAGGCGCAACGUUCCGCCGCAAAGCGUCAGCCGUGGUAUGGCGCUUCAACGAACUCACCAUCAAACCCGAACAGGAGAGGCUGUUGAUCCGGUUCAUGACGCAAGGCGGCAUGCCGAAGAAGGGGACGGUCGAAUUGAAGUUCGAGAUUCCCGGGCGGACGGCCAGUGGGAUCGGAAUUGAGAAGCUGCUCGCCGGAGGAGACAAAGACACGGAGAAGGAUGCCACUGAUCCGUUCGCCGAUGAUACCGGGGACGGCAGCGCCCGGGGGAGCGCAGAGGAGAGACGAUGGGAGGUUGUCCCGACCACGACAAAGCUGGUCAGUGGACGAUACACUGCUAGCUGA
Messenger RNA from Capronia epimyces CBS 606.96, 2649 nucleotides. RefSeq lists its product as uncharacterized. The record is from RefSeq and is a predicted model, not a curated record. The transcript has 5 exons. The coding region runs from base 1 to 2649 and encodes 882 amino acids. Gene Ontology annotation, cellular component: endocytic vesicle; plasma membrane; cell division site. Gene Ontology annotation, biological process: septin cytoskeleton organization. Lineage: Eukaryota; Fungi; Ascomycota; Eurotiomycetes; Chaetothyriales; Herpotrichiellaceae.